AUGGCUUCUCCUACCAGUGCGCCGCGUCGCUUCCUCAAGCCACUCCUCUACUCCGCAGCCGCGCUCGCCGGCGUUGGUGUAGCCGUCAUAUAUGUUUCCUACCGGCCCAUCAAUGUCCCCGGGUCCCAAGGGGCCAUCGUACCUGUGCAACGCACAGAAGAUGGGAAAAUCAUACCACCUAAAUUCCCGUUGAUAAAGUCUCGGGCGGAGCAAAUCGCAGACCUUCGAAAAAGUGGCGGGCUAGUGGGGACGGGCUCAGACACAACCAUUACACAGCAGAUCAGGAACAGCUUCGACAGACUCCGCAGCGCAACGAGCACGACGGACGAGAAAGAUGCGGUCCUCGCCGCAGACCAAGACGCUGGCGAGCCGUAUGAUUUGCUUGUCAUCGGCGGAGGUGCCACAGGCUCAGGCAUUGCACUCGAUGCCGCAACACGAGGACUCAAAGUCGCACUUGUUGAACGAGACGAUUUCGCUGCCGGCACGAGUAGCAAGAGCACGAAGCUUGUACAUGGCGGCGUUCGAUAUCUCGAGAAGGCGGUCUGGGAACUGGACUACAAUCAGUACGCCCUGGUCAAAGAAGCUUUGCGCGAAAGGAAGUAUUUCCUCGAAACCGCACCACACUUGAGCACGUGGUUGCCCAUCAUGAUACCGCUACAGAAAUGGUGGCAGGCGCCAUACUUCUGGGCAGGUACAAAAUUCUACGACUUCUUGGCUGGCAGCGAGGGCAUUGAAACCAGUUAUUUCCUGACCAAGAGCAAAGCGCUGGAUGCAUUUCCAAUGCUGAAAAAAGAGAAUCUCAUAGGUGCCCUCGUGUACUACGACGGUGCACACAACGAUAGCCGGAUGAACGUGAGUAUUGCGGCAACGGCGGCGUUGUAUGGCGCAACUGUUGUGAACCACUUGGAAGUUACCCAGUUGACCAAGGAUGCAAACGGCCGACUGACCGGCGCCGUGGCGAGGGAUGUCAUUGAUCUAAAAAAUGGCGGCAGGGGAGCUCCAAUCACGAUACGUGCGAAAGGCGUUAUCAAUGCCACGGGUCCAUUCUGUGAUAGCAUUAGAAAGAUGGAUGACCAGAAGGCACAAGAAAUCGUGGCGCCAAGCUCAGGUGUCCAUGUUGUCCUCCCGGGAUACUAUAGCCCCCAGAAGAACAGUAUGGGCUUAAUCGAUCCGAGCACGAGUGACGGCCGAGUCAUUUUCUUCUUACCGUGGCAGGGUAAUACGAUCGCUGGAACGACGGAUGCACCGUGUAAUAUCACCCAGCAGCCUAUUGCAGGUGAGGACGAGAUCGGAUGGAUCUUGAACGAGAUCAAAGGCUAUUUGUCGCCUGAUAUCAACGUAAGACGAGGAGACGUUCUGGCUGCUUGGUCAGGCAUUAGGCCGUUGGUGAAGGAUCCUAAAGCAAAGAACACGGAAUCCCUUGUUCGGAAUCAUCUUGUUACGGUGUCGGAGUCCGGUCUGCUCACGUGCGCCGGUGGAAAGUGGACGACGUAUCGUCAGAUGGCCGAAGAUGCCGUGGAUGAGGCUGUCAAGCAGUUCAGCCUGCAGACAAGGCCUGCGCAAACACCGAGGAGGAUUAGUGGUUCGGAAAAGGUAAAUGAUGCAGCGCCGCUCGAUGGAUCGUGUCAGACACAUCAGGUGCGCCUGGUUGGAGCGCAUGGGUAUUCCAAGACGUUGUUUAUCAGCCUUAUACAGCAUUUUGGCAUAGAGACCGAAGUGGCUAAACAUCUCUCCGAAGCUUAUGGCGACCGUGCAUGGACUGUCGCAGCUCUCUCGAGUCCUACAGACGAACGAUUUCCGGUUCGAGGCAAGCGAAUCUCACCACUUUAUCCAUUCGUUGACGGCGAGGUCCGGUACGCUGUGCGCCAUGAGUUUGCCCAGAGGGCUGUGGAUGUGAUCGCCCGGCGGACCAGACUUGCCUUCUUGAACGCCCAGGCGGCGCUUGAAGCAUUGCCCACCGUCAUCGACUUGAUGGCCGACGAGCUGAAGUGGGACAGCAAGCGUAAAGAACUUGAGUGGAAGGAUAGCGUGGCUUUCCUUGCCUCGAUGGGCCUUCCCAAGGGUAAGCUGGGAGUAUCACGAAGAGACGUUGAAACUGGCCGGGCUGGCUUUGCGGACGACUGGGAACGGAAGUUGUAUUCAAGAUAUGAUGGACCUGCAGAUACGCUGGCGAGCGAUUCGAAGCUCCAACCUGGCCAAAAUCCAGGUUUGGGCCCUGAGUCCCCAGCCAACAAGUAG
Molecule: messenger RNA, 2238 nt
Organism: Exophiala spinifera
Lineage: Eukaryota; Fungi; Ascomycota; Eurotiomycetes; Chaetothyriales; Herpotrichiellaceae
Exons: 2
Coding region: 1-2238 (745 amino acids)
Biological process (GO): glycerol-3-phosphate metabolic process
Cellular component (GO): mitochondrion; glycerol-3-phosphate dehydrogenase (FAD) complex
Molecular function (GO): glycerol-3-phosphate dehydrogenase (quinone) activity
Source: RefSeq, a predicted model, not a curated record